AGUAAAACACACGAAGAAGAAGGAAAAUCGGACCGGAAACGACGAUCAUGGCGGAAGUUAUCGCAGUAAAACAACAACGCGCCAAAUUUGUGCUAUUCACUGUUGUCAUUGCCUAAGACACAUGAAGAAGUUUGUCGAAUCUUUGUGAUUAUACUUCGCUAGGAGACGCUGCUGGCUAAGGAAGGCUGUGCAGCCUGACAAGCACUGGGUGUUUCUGUCUUUAGCAUGGCUGUGCCUUUUGUGCAAGACUGGGACCUUGUUCAGACACUGGGAGAAGGAGCCUAUGGAGAAGUGAAGCUGCUGGUGAACAGACAGACAGAGGAGGCGGUAGCAGUGAAGGUGAUCGAUACCUCUCAGGCUAAAGAGUGUGCUGAAAAUGUGAAGAAGGAAGUCUGCGUCCAUAAGAUGCUCAACCACGCCAACAUCGUUCGUUUUUUUGGCCAUCGGAAGGAAGGUGUAACUAUGUACCUCUUCCUGGAGUACUGCACUGGAGGAGAGCUGUUCGACCGAAUCGAGCCUGAUGUGGGGAUGGCGGAGAAAGAUGCUCAUAAAUUUUUCCAGCAGCUAAUAGCGGCUGUGGAAUACCUCCACUGUGCUGGCUUCACCCACAGAGACAUAAAGCCAGAGAACAUUUUGCUGGAUGACAAAGAUAACCUGAAGCUUACAGAUUUUGGCCUGGCCACCAUGUUUCGGUUCAAAGGACGAGAACGUCUUCUGAAUCGACUCUGUGGGACUCUUCCUUACGUUGCUCCAGAGCUUCUCAGCCAACCAGAGUACAAAGCUCAGCCAGCAGAUAUCUGGGCUUGUGGGAUUGUCCUCACUGCCAUGCUGGCUGGAGAGUUGCCAUGGGACCAGCCCAAUGAGAGCUGUCAAGAGUAUUCAGACUGGCUGCAAAAGAAGACAUACCUACCGCCUUGGAAGAAAAUACAACCAAUGCCUCUUAGUUUGUUGUCCAAAUUACUGCUGCCCAGUCCAGAUGCACGCAUCACUAUUGCAGACAUACAGAAAGACCGCUGGUUUACUCAAGGUGUGAAGCAACCACCUCUAGGCUCAGGAGGAAACAAACUUCUUCGAUCAGAUGUGGGACUCAUAUCCCGGGCCAACAGUGAUGACAGGAUGCAGUUUUCCAGCUCUCAGCCUGAUUUUGCAGCAGGUGGCUGGGAAGCCAUGUUGUUAAUCGGCCAAAGCGAUGGCCAAGUCAGCUUCUCUCAGCCGACCAAGCCGGAGCACAUGUUGCUGGGUAGUCAGCUCUUGGGCACACCGGGAGCAAGUCAGUCGCCGUGGCAGAGAUUAGUGCGGAGAAUGACACGUUUCUUUACCACUGUGAAUGCCGAUGUCUCCUUAUCUGCCCUGAAAGACGCCUGUGAAGGCCUGUCACUUGGCUUCAAACUCACCUGCACCAAACAGGUGAUGGUGAGCACACUGGACAAACGCAAUAACAAACUCAUCUUCAAAGUCCACUUGCUAGAGAUGAAUCAGAGAGUACUGCUGGACUUCAGACUGUCUAAGGGUGACGGUCUGGAGUUUAAGCGUCUCUUUGUGAAAAUAAAACAGAAGCUCGGUGACAUCAUCAGCACUCAGAAGAUUUUACCCCCCAUCACAUGAGCUGUUCUAUUGAUAUUUUAAAUAUAUCCUGCUGUUCUCUUUGUGUGUCUGUGUGUCUGUCUGUCUGUGUGUGUGUCUGUCCUUUUUUGAAGUUAACCGGUUAAGUGUUAGGGACCAGGCAGGCAGACAUUUUUAAAAAACUCGAGUUAAAUCCUUACCUAAAGGAGUUCAGAUUAGUGUUCGAAAGUCAUGAUUGUCAAAGUCAGGUACACAUAGGGAUUAGGCAAGUGUAUUGUGUGAUUUGUUCUGAUUAUGUUUGAAAUGACACAGUCCAGACUCUUGAAUAAAUUAUUAAAAGACCAACAUUGUGAGCUAAA
Messenger RNA from Sander lucioperca (pikeperch), 1922 nucleotides. It is a transcript of the gene chek1, whose product is annotated as checkpoint kinase 1. The transcript has 14 exons. NCBI's taxonomy places the organism in Eukaryota, Metazoa, Chordata, Actinopteri, Perciformes, Percidae. The record is from RefSeq and is a predicted model, not a curated record. Gene Ontology annotation, biological process: protein phosphorylation; DNA damage checkpoint signaling; microtubule cytoskeleton organization. The coding region runs from base 226 to 1605 and encodes 459 amino acids. Gene Ontology annotation, molecular function: protein serine/threonine kinase activity; ATP binding; tau-protein kinase activity. Gene Ontology annotation, cellular component: cytoplasm.